CCACCGCUGCCUAUUUCCCUCAUAGAGAUUCCUCUCAGUCUGAACAUGUUUCAGCUGAUAAAUGUUUGUGUUCAUCCAUUUAAAACAUAGAAAUAGCAGCAGUUCUCCUCCUCUGGUCCCAGUCCUCCUCUCCCAGCAGGAGGAGCGCUUCCCUCCGGACCGGUCCUCCCUGUGCAGACGCCCGAGCGGCGGCGGCGCGCACCCCCGCCCUCUCCCGUGACGCACGGAUGCCGGAGCGGCAGCGACAGGCGCGCUCAUCUCGGUGGGACUGGAGACCGGAGACUGGGGGGGGGAAGAAGAUCGCCCGGUUCGCGUCCAUCGGUGGAGCCUCAGAUCUGCGGGGGAACGAUGCGCAGACAGAGCCUCUCCGCGGGCAGCGCCACUUGAGAAGCUGCGGUCCUUCAUCCACCGGGACACUUUUCUACUCUCGCCCCUUUCCCCCUCUUCUUGAUAGGGAACCAGGCGAGAAGCUUCCAGCGCGCACUCGGCUUCAUUUAACCCCAGUUUGAAGACAGAGACACUCGGGUUUGUUAUCUGUCGUUUGGACACAAUGUGGAGGACCGGGAUCCUCCUGCUGCUGCCGGGGCUGCUGCUCCUGGCGGCCGGUGAACUCCAGCUGGAGAAGGAGCCGCGGAGACUGCCACCCCCGGGAAAGUUGGAUUUCGGUUAUGUGCCCGCGGGACUCUACGAGACUCUGGCCCAUUACGAGCCGGGGCCGAUAGGGAUCCUGUUCCACAUGGUGCACACGUUCCUGUACGCGGUGCAGCCCAACGCGUUCCCACAAGAUCUGAUCGUCAAACUGGCAAAGGACAAGUUUGGAGCCAUUCAGACGGAAUAUCAAAAGCCAGAGAACAUAGUGCUGACCCUUCAGGCCAUCUACUACGAGAUAGGCUUCCUCGUGUGUGCGGCGGUGGGCCUGCUGUUCGCCGUCCUGAUACCGUUAGUCGGCCUCUUCUUCUGCAUGUGCCGCUGCUGCGACAACUGCGGCGGCGAGAUGCACCAGCGCCAGAGGAAGAACGCAGACUGCCGGCGCGGCCUGCUGGGAACGCUGCUCUUCUCCACCUCACUGGUCAUCACGAUCGGCGUGCUGUGUGCAUACGCUGCCAAUCAGAACCUGAGCUCUCAGGUGAAGAACAUCCGCAGACUGGUCAACAGCAACAUGAGGGACUUGCACACGUUCGCCAAUGACACGCCCAUGCAAAUCGAUUACCUGAUAUCGCAGUACGCCACGGCCAAGAAGAAAGUCAUCUACGACCUAAAUCAUAUAGGUCCUUUACUGGGUGGAAGGAUACACGAUCAGCUGGAUAAGGAGGUCCACCCGGCCCUGGACAGAGUGCUCAACAUGGCUGGAGUGAAAAUCGAGAGAGCCAUCAAAGCCAUGCGAGAAACCAAGGAGGCCCUGGAGAACGUCAGCGUGUCUCUGGAGGUCCUCCAGGAGGGGACGGGGAAGCUCAACUUCAACCUGAGCCUGGUCCGCACCAGCAUCAACCGCACGCUCAACGACCCCGGCUGCCACGACGAGAGGUCCGACGCCACCACUGCCCAGCUGUGCCGCAACAUCCGCCAGUCGCUGUCCCAGCUGCAGAUCAGCGCCAACUUCACACGGCUGCCCCGUGUGAACACUCAGCUGGAAAAGGUGAACGACGUGUUGAGGACGGACCUCAGCACCAUCGUGCAGAGGGGCUUCUCCUCUCUGAACGACACGCCUCACAUGGUGAUUGAACAGACCAGAAGUGUUGUGGAGAAUGUACAGAACCUGGUGGACGGCAUCGGCCACAACAUCAGCAGCUUCUCCAAGGCGUUCCCAGUGCAGAACUUCCUGUCCAACUUCACCAUCUUCAUCAGCCACACCCAUGCUAAGAUCGAGGACCACUACCCUGAGAUUGACAAAAUGGAUUUCUACAGGUGGAUCGGCUGCAUCGGUCUGUGCUGCAUGGUGGUCCUGGUCCUGGCCUUCAACUACCUGGGCCUGCUGUGCGGCACCCUGGGAUACGACAAGCACGCCUCGCCCACGACACGGGGCUGCAUCUCCAACACGGGAGGGACCAUGCUCAUGGCCGGCGUCGGAUUCAGCUUCAUCUUCUCCUGGGUGCUGAUGGGGCUGGUGACCACCAUGUUCCUGGCUGGAGGGAACAUUGAGAAGCUUGUUUGUGACCCUUUCCACACCAAGGAGCUCUUCAAGGUCGUGGACACCCCGUACCUGGUCAACCCGGAGUGGAGGAACUUCAUCCCGGGAUACAUGUACAACGACUCCGAGCUGGAGCUGACAGCAGAGACGUUAUACAGCACGUGCAAAGAGAACAAAGGCAUCUACUUGGCCAUGCGUCUGGACAAAGUCUUCAACAUCUCAACUUUCCUGAACACUACAGUGUUCACUAAGGACGUGGUGAGUCAGCUGGAGAGCGUCAAGAUCGACCUGCGAGGAAUAAUCCUGUUAGAGGCGGAGGGGAAGCAGAACCUCCUGGAUUUCUCUGAAGCAGGACUGUCAGAGAUCAACUACGCCGACUAUCUGGAAGAGGUGAAUAAAGGAGUGACUGUGGUCGACCUGCUGUCGUUCGCCCGAGAGCUGGAGGCUCAGACCGACCUCAUGCCCAGGGGCCCUCUGCAGACGGCUCUGAAGGGCCACAGCGGCACACUGCGACAGAUCCACACUCAGCAGAUCACCCCCAUGGAGCAGGCCAUGAAAUAUGUUAGAGCGAGGGGAGCAUUGAACCAGAGCAUGAGGUUCCUGGAGAGAACGGCCUCAGAUCUACCAAACAAAGUCUUGGAGGUUCUCGACGCCAUCGAAGCCGCCCAGCACCUCAUCUCCCACAAUGCCACACAUUUAAUCAGUCGGGAAACAGGAAGAUACACAACGACCAUAGUUGGCUACUUCCAUCAAUACAUAGAAUGGGUCAAGACGUCCCUGGCCCUGGAGGUCGCGCCCUGCAAACCCUUCAGCAACAUGGUGGACACGGCGGAAAUCAUAACUUGUAGUUUCUUGGUGGACUCUAUGAACACUUUCUGGAUGGGCCUGGGCUGCAGCACCCUCUUCCUGCUGCCGAGCAUCAUCCUGGCUGUGAAACUGGCCAAGUUCUAUCGCAGGAUGGACACAGAGGAUGUUUACGACGACAUUGAGACAAUUCCCAUGAAAACAGUCAGCCAAAGUCCGGUGAAUGUGCACCUGAUCAUUUUGUUCAGAGAGAGGCAAGCAUGUGGAGCUCUGGUGUGAUGCUGGGAAUGCGGCUCCUUUUUGAUUUUCUCCUCACUUUAACACGUCUAACUGCAUGUGGCUCGUUUCCUUUUUAAAUUGCGUUUGGACGGGGGGGGGGUGCAUUUGUGCCAAACAACCUGCUGUAACUGAGGCUGCAGGCAGAGAGCGGAACAGCCGAGUCACCGGAAAAAACAGGCACCAGCUGAUAGUUGCUUUUACACUACAACCACCAAAUCAUCUUUUAAACGUGUUGAAGUUUACUUUUUCUUAAAACUGGCAGGAUUUUGGAAUGAAGAUUGUAAAUCGCAGUAGAAGAAUAUGGAUUUUAAAGGGGCACUAAGUCAUCGAUUGUCUGACCUCUAUUGACCUUUCAUUCUCUUAAAACACUAUUAUUAAUUCAUAUAUAUUAAUAAAGUCAUAUUUAUAUCACAGAGGAAAGUAAAUUAGAUUCUUGACUCUGUAACAAUCCAGCAGAAUAUACAGUAUAUCAUAUUAAAACUCACUGGUAUCGAUGAACAACAUAUUAAACUCUCAUAUAUAUUAAUAUUCUCACUUAUUGCCCCUUUAUCUUCUGCAGUUUAUCCGUUUGAAUCCCUCGGAGGAUGCUGACGCAGCUGUUCCGCUCUCUGUCUCCUCACCCGCUCGUCCUGCUUCUCUUUGCCCAAGAAGCAAGUAGCGGUUUCACAUAAAGGUGACGGUUGAAUUCCCUGUCUGUGCCGUUAACGCUGUGCCCUGUGUGUGUGUGUGUGUGUGUGUGUGUGUGUUUCUGUGCCGGUAGCAUCCCGACCUAUGACACUAUGAACAGGUUCCCACGGGCCUCGGCUCCUCCGAGGCACAUCGACUGGUGACGAAGAGCCGACUCUUCUUCAGCUUGUUUUAGUCCCGUUCUGCUCACAGUGACUUUGCAGGAAAACCAGCAUGUGCCCUCGAAAACUGGAACUAAAAAACCAUGUUUCACGAUCCCUCGGACCAGACGAAGCUCACUGAAAGCUGGUUUCCUUACGGACGGAGGAACAAAACGAAGCCGUGCAGGUUUCUACAGCGAUCACCUCAACCGGACUGAUCACAGCCUUCAGUACGUUUACUGUACCUCCCCCACCCCACCCGCCCCCCACUUUGAGAGAUUCUAACUGCCGGACCUGAACCUCCUCUCCCGCAGCAUCAAUCUGAGCCAGGCUUGCUCUGCAUUUUUAAAAAGGACUGCCGUGUCUGCGUUUACAUUUGUUCGGACACAAAACCCAAGCUGAAGACACACUGGGCAAGAGGACAUGACGAUAGAGGUGAUGCCUGUUGGUUUUUAUCUACUUGUUUGUGCUCGGUGGCUCCUGAAGGUCACGAAAACGGAUGAAUCACGUUCGACAGAAAUGUGAAAGGGAGGAGAAAAGGUGCAAAUUGUCGUGAAAUUCAAUGAAAAACUAGUUUUAAUGAAAAUGAAGGAUCGUUUUUUUAACUGCAGGCUGUAUGAGUGGUGAAAUAUAUAAAGACAGGUUGUUGACGGGUGGGUUGUGGGGGAAACUAGGGAGGGAAUCUUAGCAUGACUUAUAAAAAUGUUUACAAUAUUACGAAACAUCUAGAGUUUGACUUGUAUGCUGGUUUUGGAGCGAUUUGCAAAUGACUGGUUGCCUUUCAGAAGUUUGUUUCACCCUUUUGAAAUAUGCUCCGUUAGUGAAAUGGGAAAAUCCACCUUCUUACACUGUUAAAAAAAUUACCCACCUAUGGUUUAGUGUUUAAAAUGAACAGCUCAUCAAGUGUAUUUUUAUUCUAUCUGCUUCAUCUACCUCGGUGCCAGGUGUUGAUUUCCUACAUUUCCCAGAAUGCCUCUAAACAUCCCAGAAAUUCUGGCCCACUAAGGCUCAUAUGUCUGCUUCUUCGCUAAUCUCUUAAAUAUAAUAACAGAUAUCAAACAGUGGUUCCUGAUUAAAUUUAGAUUCAAAAUUAAGAAAUGUGUAGUUGCAGCCAGUCUUCACAGGUUGGACUGUAAAUGUAUUUUUUAAGUAGUUUAACCAAAGAAUCAUUUUCCUUGCACAGAUAAGAAAAAUCACAAACAUGAGGGAAAUCAGAUGAUAGAAUUUUAUGAUAUUGUAAUCUUCUUAAAUGUUUUCCCAUUUUUAUUCCAAUUCAUUGUGUGACUAGGCCCAGAGCUUGAAAGAUAAAGAUUAUAGAUUUUAUAUAUGCUUCUUAUUUUAUUGUUAAUACCACAAAACAACAUAAUUAUUCAGAAAAUAUAAAGUACAUCAACAAAUAGUGGGGGUUUUUUGUAACAGUGUAAGUACUUUGGGUGGAUUUUCCCUUUAAAUCCCACAAUAGACUCAGAGCAUCCCAUAAUGAGAGUGUGAGGUUUUUAGAUUGUUCCCUAGGUGAUGGAUUGAUUAACUAAACAAACCAUCGCACCGUAUUUCUCUAACAGGACGUUUGUACCGAGAUCUUUUCUUGCUUUCUUAGCGGUGAUACUUUUACUGUCAAGCCAAAUCCUCUUUUUUUUUUACUGUAGGUCUCAGGUCUGUAGUGAACUAUCAGUUUACAUGCUAGGUUUGUUCUUCUGCUUUUUAAAACUCCCACAGUAGCUAUGGAUACAUUUAAAAAAAAUCUACGGAACACAUUGAAUGUAUUCAAGAGCUAUUUUCUAUUUUCUAUCGCUGUUGGCUGAAAUCUGUCUUUAACCUAUCGGGCCAGUUUAUCUCAUCCGCCUCGCCUCCAUGUUUACAACCUAAGAGUUGCAGAAGCUGUCGGUGUAGAAACGAAAGGUGGAAAAACUAGACAAUCCGCUCAUGGAACAAAGUCCGCACUGCCAAUCAAACAUCAGAAGAACGCGUUACGGUUCAUGUGAUUGAAGGUAUCGAUGCACACAGUGAAAAAAAUAAUGUCCAUCUUAACAUCGACAUUCAGGAUUUUAGAUGCGUUGCCAUUAUUUGCAACAGUAGAAUUUAACUUGAACUAACCCACAAUACCAAAUGUAAGAUACAGUAAUAUGACGUUAUUGUUUUAUUAACUUCUUAAUAAACUAAAGAGUGUUUGCAUGUUGAGUAAGAUUUCAGUCUAAUCUCCGUAUUUGAGAAAGUGUUAACAUCAAAUAUAUAUAUAUAUAUGAUCUAAAAUCACUGAUUAGUUGAUUAACAUUGAAAAGUAGUUGAUAAUUUCACCUCUUGUACCUUAUGAAUAUAUAAUAACUUACAUUUUAAUGACUCCCAGAACACAGCUGAUCCAGGCUAGUUAUCUUAAAUAGGUCUAUCGCUACUAAUCCAACCAUCCUAUUCACAUUUGACCAUUUUAAACACGAGAUUACUUUGACAUUACAAAUUAAUCUCGUGUAUUUAGAAAUGAACGUACAUCGUGGAAACUUUGUCAUUAUUGAUCGUACAGAGGACAUAAUUAUUAUCGUACAUCUGGCAACUCUGCGAAGCUCCAACAAGAAAUUCUCUCUCGUCUGUUUGUUGGAGGCAAAUUACGAAAGACUGAGUUGCCUUUAAAAAAUCAUCAUAACAUGAAUAACACUUUACAAUUUCAUAGAAUAAUAUUCAACUUAACAUAAAAAGUACAAUAACAGUAAUAGAAAAUCUGAUUUUAAGUUGAUUCAAGUAAAAAACUAUGUUCACAACAGAAUACAAACAUUAGAUUUUUACUUAGAAGGAAAUAACUGAUGCUAGUUAUUUGUUAAACAUUAUUAGCACAGUGGAAAUUGAACAUCUUUCAUGUUUGUCCACACAAAGACAAUCCAGUUACCAGCUUUAUUUACAUUUUCCUGAUGGUUCCCAACAAAAUAAACUAUGAUCUCAUGAAUCCCAUAGUGAAGGUUAAUAUUUUUAUAUUCAUAACGUUCUGGUCGUGCUAACUUGCUGCUCACUGUUGUACAUAAGCCUAGUUGAUAAAAGCCCAUAUACUACAAACAGUAUUAUAUUGAACUACCCACUGUGGUUGGCUGCGUGAUUAAAACAUCGGCAUCAGACAUUUUUAAUUCCAAUAACCAAUUGAACUGUUAAGAUGGAUAUUCUUAGAAGCAGCUGUGUGCAAACUUUGACUGUUUCUUGUCUGCUGGCGUCUGGAUGUGACCCGACCACGAGAGAAAAAGGGGUUAUGAAUUUACUAAGUGCUUAAAGUAGAUUUAGUGCGUCCCAGCCCUGGAUGUAUGCUGGCAGGACAGAUGCACAGUGGUCACUGGUCUGAGCUGUGGUGCUCCACAGCUCGGGCCCAGACGGAGCCACUGAAGAGGAACUUCUUAUGUGGUGGUUGAAGAAAAGUGUAUAAAAUGUGAAUAAACUUCAGAUUUCA
Hippoglossus stenolepis (Pacific halibut) is the source of this 7459-nucleotide messenger RNA. RefSeq names its product prominin 1a (gene prom1a). NCBI's taxonomy places the organism in Eukaryota, Metazoa, Chordata, Actinopteri, Pleuronectiformes, Pleuronectidae. Gene Ontology annotation, cellular component: cell surface; microvillus; apical plasma membrane. The transcript has 30 exons. The record is from RefSeq and is a predicted model, not a curated record. Gene Ontology annotation, molecular function: cholesterol binding. Bases 551 to 3211 code for a protein of 886 amino acids.